AUGUCCCGACUUUUGCUGCAGUGCCGCAGAACUUUGCUGAUCCUGCGCCAUCAAACGGCGGUGGAAAAUGAGAAAGGACUCUUUGGCAAGCUGCUGGGAAAGUGCCAGUCCUUCGGCAAGGAGGAAAAGGAGCUUGGCCAGCAGGAGGAGGAGGAAUCAAAGAGGUCUUAGGUAGGAAAUUCAAAUGUCUGCAGCAGAAGCUAACCCCUACCCAUUGAAGAUCAUAUAAUGGGCAGCAAAUUACCAUAUUGUUGCCGGGAGCCCCAGAUGAAUCGGGUCCAUUUUACGGGCAGCUCAUAAAACGGAACAUUAUAAAGCCAUAAAGCAUCAACUAAAAUCGGGCAAAAAUAGCUUUGGAGGAGCACAGGCGAUGGCCAGACUUAGACAAGUGAUACAACAUCCAUUUCCCUGGUCGGUUUACGAUGUCUGAAAAUGCCAGGCAUCGAAAUUCGAUGGCGAGGGGGGAAAGGGCAGGAAUGACCAGCAGCGAGAUGUAUCUAAAUUUUAAGCGAACCAAAUUGUUAGAUAAAAGCAGCCGUUUCUCAUUGAACUA
Molecule: messenger RNA, 553 nt
Organism: Drosophila simulans
Lineage: Eukaryota; Metazoa; Arthropoda; Insecta; Diptera; Drosophilidae
Exons: 2
Coding region: 1-171 (56 amino acids)
Source: RefSeq, a predicted model, not a curated record